Molecule: messenger RNA, 4146 nt
Organism: Poeciliopsis prolifica (blackstripe livebearer)
Lineage: Eukaryota; Metazoa; Chordata; Actinopteri; Cyprinodontiformes; Poeciliidae
Gene: frmd4ba
Product: FERM domain containing 4Ba
Exons: 24
Coding region: 16-3126 (1036 amino acids)
Biological process (GO): establishment of epithelial cell polarity
Cellular component (GO): bicellular tight junction; adherens junction; cytoskeleton
Molecular function (GO): cytoskeletal protein binding
Source: RefSeq, a predicted model, not a curated record
ACUACGGGGGCAGGGAUGGCCGUGCGCAUCAUACGUGGACUGGAAGACCUGGUGGCGUCGGGGAGCCAGCUCGUCUGGAACCUGGCGCACGAGACGCUGAGGACGUGGUACAGUCGUGGGCUGAUCCCAUGCAGGCGCCUCUUGGAAUCCUGGUUCAAGAUAGGAAAAUGCUACCAGAUGACCGAAGGUCGUGUGUGUCAGAUUCACCUCCUCGAUGGCAGGAAGCUGGAGCUGCUGGUUCAGCCGAAGCUGCUGUCUCGGGAGUUGCUGGAUCUGGUGGCGUCUCACUUCAACCUGAAGGAGAAGGAAUACUUCGGCUUGUGCUUCGUGGACGACAAUGGCCAGAAUAACUGGCUCCAGCUGGAUCGUAAAGUGCUUGAUCAUGCCUUCUCCAAGACAUCAGGGCCACUGGAAAUCAAGUUUCUUGUGAGGUUUUAUGUUGAGAAGAUCACCCUGCUGAAGGAGAAUACGACCGUGGAGCUUUUCUUCUUAAACGCUAAAUCUUUAGUGUUCAAUGAAACCAUUGAAGUGGAGAGCGAACAUGUUUUCAAGUUAGCCGCUUUCGCAUUGCAGGAGGCCAAAGGAGAUUAUUCCAGUGCUGAGACUACAGCAUCAGACCUAAAGCAGCUACCAGUUCUCCCCACCAGAGUACUGAGGGAGCAUCCAUCGCUGAACUACUGUGAGGAGAGAGUGAUUGAACAGUACAAGAAACUCAAGGGAGUGACCAGAGGACAAGCCAUCGUAAAAUAUCUGGCCCUGGUGGAAUCUCUGCCCACAUAUGGAGUUCAUUAUUACCCUGUGAAGGAUAAGCAAGGAAUACCAUGGUGGCUGGGAGUCAGCUAUAAAGGCAUCGGCCAGUACGAUUUGCAGGAUAAGUUGAAACCAAGAAAGUUGUUUCAGUGGAAGCAGUUGGAGAAUUUGUACUUCCGGGAGAAGAAAUUCGCAGUGGAAGUGAACGACCCACACAGAAGAGCAGUGACCAAACGGACUUUUGGACAAGCCGGCCUGGUUAUCCACUCCUGGUAUGCCAGCCACUCUCUGAUCAAAACCAUCUGGGCGAUGGCCAUCAGUCAGCACCAGUUCUACCUGGACAUGAAGCAAACCAAAUCCAACAUGACCACAACCAGAAGCUCGAGCGACAUCGCCGUGCACCUCACCGAGCUCAGCAUCCCGCGGAUGAGCAAACUCUCCAUUGUGGAGAGCAACGACCCGCUCAUCAUGGCCAGCAACGGCAGCCUCAUCUCCACCGGUUCCGCGGAUUCUGAAGUCAGCGAGGAGCAGAAGAAGGAGAAGAUUGCCGAGUUAAAAAAGAAAGAAAAGGACCUUCAAGAUACAUUGGCACAGAAGCUUGAAGAACUAAGAAAGAUCUGCUUGAGGGAGGCUGAGAUCACAGGGAAGCUGCCUAAAGAGUAUCCCUUGGCAGCAGGAGAGAAAGCCCCUCCGGUGCGUCGGCGCGUCGGGACGACUUUCAAGCUGGACGACCUGAACCUUUACGACAAGGACCCUCAUCUCAGAAACCUGGAGAGCAAGCGCGCCCUGCAGCAGAAGAUCGUGGAAGCGGCCGAGAGGCUGCUCAAAGAGGACGGCCUGGACAAAACGGUGAAGAGGAAAAGACGAAACAACCACCUGGACUCCAAGAAGAAGCUGGAGGACAUCGAGAGAGAGAUUCAUAACUACAAGGCAGGAGCCGCGCCUGGUCCGAGAGGCUCGUUAAUCUCAGCAGAAGACACACAGUGUUCAGAGCUCAGCUCUCUUUCUGGCAGCCUCACUCUGGAUGACGACGAUGAACUGGGUUCUCAGAGGGAGCGGUCUCGAUCGGUCCAGUACUCCCCAAGGCUGCACCACGCCGUGACUCUGGACAUCUUCCACAACAAAGACAGACGAGCCUCCACCAACGAACAGCUCUCAGCAGGAAGUUCCAGGUUAAAUUAUGACCCAGUCCAGGAAUCGCUCCACUACAGUCAAACUGAUGCGUUCUCAAGCAGGCGGCCCUUCAGACAGCCGUGUGACGCCCGCAGCAUGCCACCUACACCCCUCCUCACCCGCAACGCCUACAGCAGCACACAGCUCAGAUCGGCGGACGCUGCUCAGCAUUUCCACCAGAGAAGUGGGAGUUUUGAGUCUCUGUCUCAGCUCAUGAUGGAGACCAAACCGCCCAUACCGAAUAUCACCGUCUCCGCCGCUCGCCGCUGCAACAGCACCGAGGUCAUUGACGACGGCUCGUCGCACACCAGCCAAUCCAGCGUGGAGUACUGCGCGCCCGGCAACCACACGCAACGGCGGCGGCCGCGCGGUCGCCACAGAAAGGACCUGUACCCCAACACCGGCAGCAUGCCCAACCUCGCGCAGCCGGACACCCGCUGCUACGCCUACCAGCCCCAAGGGCAACCCAACGCCACGGCGUAUUACAUCACCGGCUACCCCAACCACCUGGAGCCGGAGCCUUACACCGCCAGAGUUUACAUGUACGAGGACGAGAGGGAGGGUCACUACAACGUCAACCCCUCCUACCACCACUACCACCAAGCGCAGCAGGGUCACUACGGCCACGACCUCCACCCGCAGUACGGCUCGGACGUUAUGGACGGCGUUCCGCACAACGUCUACGCCACGAUACGGCCGCCCAGGAACCGGCCGGCGCCGCGCGGCACCGAGCCGGUCAGCAGGAGCAUCCAGAAGGCGAUGGUGGUGGAGCACCUGAAGGGCUGGUACCACCGCAACGCGCCGCAGAAACAGGGAACGUAUCACUGCGACUACGACAGAGGCUCACAGCACAGCCUGAGCUACCAGACCAUGCCGGCGCCUUAUCCUCACAACCACAGGAACAUGUACUACUCCUCAGUGUCGUCAGCCUCCUCCUCCGGCGGAAACUGGCACAUGAGUAAUCGUGGAAUGUCAGAUUACGACGUGCCCAUGCAUGAGUCGUUCUCCUCCUCAUACAGCACAGCUCCCUACGGCCACCCGACCCACAGCAGCCCCCUCCCUCUCACGCACAGAUGCCUCCCAGACACUAGGAUGGCGGGCCCUGCGGGGCCUUUAGGGAGGUUUGCCCCGGCCACUGACCGGGACAAUUCACCCAAUAAUUUUCGGUCUCAGCAGAUGAGAAAGGAUCCACCGUGGAUGUGAGCCACAUGGACUCCCAAGUGAACAACCAAACACACGGCAUGGAACCAGAGGAGCAGAUUUUCUGGCACGAAGGCUCCAAACCAGGAACAAUAGUCUAGUUCUGCAGGAUUCCUUCGUGCUGACGAGCUGUCAUUGUGCCUUCGACUGCACUUACUAGUUUUGUUUUUGUUUAGCUUUUUUUUGUGUGUGUCUAAAAUGGACUUGAAGAAUGAAGGAUUAAUGGAACUAGACAAAUGAAGUGCUGUGUUUCAGUUUUCUGCUGAAGGCGCCGACUGCAGCCUCAGCGGAGCGUCUUGUACGUCGGGGCGUUUGCGGCCGUCGUCGCCUGUGCACUGAAACCGAACCCGCUGCAGGCCGAACGCUUCAGCCAGAGGGCGAAUUCAGACUGAACUUUAACAGUGUUUGCCUUCAGAGAUGCCACCUUCACACCAACUCACACCGUCUCUGCUAAAAAAAAAAAAAAAAAAAAAACCUGAGCGAAGACGAACCACUUCGACAACUGACCUGUUUUUGUUUCGUUUCGUUAUUGAACACUGGAACCAUGAAGGAGGAGCCAAACAUCAACAUGAAGGAUUGAACUCAUUAAAAUGAGUUAUAAAAAUAUAUAUAUAUUUUUUACACACCCAAUGAUUCAAACAACCAAGCCGCUCCCUUUGCAGUCUUUCAAUCGAUCACCGAGAUACGCGAGCCAAAUCCUUAUUCGUAGCACCAUGUGAGUAUUACAGGUCACCAGUUUGAGAUUACUGCCACUUCCUGCUUUGUGUUUGUUUUUACUUGGUUUAUUUGAUCCAUGCUGGAAAUCAUGGGCCGGUGCUCGUCCGUUCUCUCCAGAGAACGAACUUGUAUGUAAGUGUUAUUGUAAAUACACUGGUUCUCUCCUUUUUUUUUUUUUUAAUGCAUUUUUUUAUAUAUUUGGGGGGGAAAGCACAUGUAAUAUAUAGUGAACAAUAAUUGUUAAGCUGGUUCUUAGUUAUUUGUAUAAUUCUGCAUUUGUUUGUAAUAAAAGAAACAAGUAUUUGA